Molecule: messenger RNA, 1240 nt
Organism: Cherax quadricarinatus
Lineage: Eukaryota; Metazoa; Arthropoda; Malacostraca; Decapoda; Parastacidae
Source: RefSeq, a predicted model, not a curated record
AGAAAGAGCUUUAUAUUUUUUAAAAAAAAUUUCUCGGAAAAAUCGCUUUUUAUCAAUGACAGAUUAGUGAUAGCAUAUGCUAGAGAGAAUUUUAAAAUGUUACCUCCUUGUGAAAAUACUUUUUGCCUAAGUAGACAAGGUUAUCUUUGUGCUUCCCUCUGUGAGGAAGGUCACCUCUGACGAGAGUAUCCCCCAAAUACCCCUCCUGGCUGGUAAGGCCCUCUCUGAGCUGUAUAUAAGAGCCCGCUGAAGCUGUCUUCCCCGCAAAAGAUAGAGGCUGACCUCUCCAUAGGCUUUUACUCUCAUCAUGGCGAAGGAAGCAGGCAUUCUCGAUUCUGUUUUCACUGGACCAGUCAGAAUUUGUAAAGUUUUGAUUUUAUCGGCUGGUAGAUUGGAAGGGAAGGAACACACCGGCUUCAAACUCCUAAAGCGGUGUCAUUGUGAUGAUAGCAGGAAACGCAAACAUAGGCUUCCUCAGGAAAGGCCUGUGGAAGAUGGGAUCAGUUCAUCUGAUAUAGAGGAGCCUAUGAAGAAAGAACCAGAUCUCGACAACGAUGAAACGCAGAGCCUUCCCUCAUGUCAGUCUGAUGACCUCGUUGUGGACCUCUCUACGCUCACUGCUCAAUCUGAUGACUCUGUUGAGGUCACUGCCGCAGCAGGUGAUGAACAAACUAGCGACCUUGAAGCGCACCCUGACGGUCAGUCGGAGAAGGAAGGGAAAACCCCCGACGUGAGAGUAAAGCCAGCUGAUGGAGUAAAGACGGCAGAAGGGGUAAAGGCAGAUGUUGAUGUACCUGAAAAGGAAAUCAUUUUCGAGCGGGAGGUUAUCAAUCUUACAGAAAGUGAACAGGAGGAGCGCAGUCAUUCAGUCUAACCAGUAAAACUCACACAGUUUUCGCCCCUUUGCUCGCGCUAAAAAAAACUUUGCACAGCUUUUUUGCCCUUUUGUAUGUGAAUUAAUAAAAAUAUUGACAAACUCUGAUUUUUAUUUACAUAUAACUAUAUAUUACUAUCUUCUCUAGUCUAAACAUAUAUAUAAACAAUAUCGCACCACUUAAGCCUCUCCCCAUCUGAGAGUGGGUAAGAGGAAAAUGUAUAUGUCAAAGUUCCUAUAAGAGCUCUAUCAGCACGAAGGUCUUCCCUAGAUGACCUUUUUCUCACUGCUUUAAGCCUCCCCCACCUGGAAAAAUCUAGCAGCUGGCAAGAAUAAACACUACCGUAGUACCCGGAAGAACCUUUU